AUUGUCUGCAGCUUCUAAUUCACAGACAGCUUGUAAACACACACACUUGCACAACUGGAAAGCAGUGUUCUCCAUCCCUUCUGCUCUCUUUCCUGGGCUGGGUAACGACUUCCAGACGCUGCUUUCUUCUUUAUUUUUCCUCUCUUUUUUUUUUUUUUGUUUGCAUCUUUGGAUGCUGCCAACGUAUCUCCCUCAGCCGUCACUAACAGGAUUUAUUAUUUUCUAUUCACAAAGAGAGAGGGCGAGCAGGAAGAGAGCGAGAGAGCGAGAGAGAGAGAGAGGAGGAGGCAGCAAGCUAACGGGGAUCCGAUGGCUCUUUAGGACUCAUGUUGAGCUAAGGAGCCCCAGGGCGGUCUGUUUGUAGCAGGCUAACAAGGAUAUAUGCUCAUUUCAGCUGUUUAAUUGGGCAGAGGACUUUUGUACCUGAAACCAUGGACCUUGGAAAAAUGGCUGUCAGCAUCAACAAGGCCAUUAAUGCUCAAGAGGUUGCUGUGAAGGAGAAGCAUGCCAGGACCUGCAUCCUGGGGACGCAUCACGAGAAGGGCGCGCUCACGUUCUGGGCCGCAGUCCACCGGCUCCCCCUCUCCAGCAACGCCGUUCUCUGCUGGAAGUUCUGCCACGUCUUCCACAAGCUGCUGCGUGACGGCCACCACAGUGUCCUGAAAGACUCCAUGAGGAACAAGGCAGACAUGACUGAUAUGAGCAGGAUGUGGGGGCAUCUGAGCGAGGGAUACGGCAAGCUGUGCAGCAUCUACCUCAAACUGCUCAUCACCAAAAUGGAGUUCCACAGCAAGAACCCACGCUUUCCUGGGAACCUCAUGAUGACAGACAAGCAGCUGGACGAGGCCGGCGAGAAUGACGUCAACAACUUCUUCCAGAUGACGGUGGAAAUGUUUGACUAUCUGGAGUGUGAGCUGAACCUGUUCCUGGCAGUGUUCAGCUCUCUGGACAUGUCCCGCUCCGUGUCUGUGACGACAGCUGGUCAGUGUCGACUGGCCCCCCUCAUUCAGGUCAUCCUGGACUGCAGCCAUCUGUACGACUACAUCGUGAAACUGCUCUUCAAACUGCAUUCCUGUCUCCCUGCAGAUACCUUGCAAGGCCACCGAGACAGAUUCCAGGAGCAGUUCAGGAAAUUAAAGGAUCUGUUCUACCGAUCAAGUAACCUGCAGUAUUUCAAGAGGCUCAUUCAGAUCCCACAGCUGCCAGAGAACCCCCCGAAUUUCCUGCGUGCCUCGGCCCUGUCGGAGCACAUCAGCCCGGUGGUGGUGAUCCCGCUGGAGAGCUCCUCCCCCGACAACGAGCCCAGCGUGGAGACCGAGGAGCUGGUGGACAUGGACACUGCGCUGCAGCCGACUCAUGUCGAAAGCAAAUUUGACAACCUCUUCGGAACCUCUUCAGCCAGCGAUCCGUUUAAUUUCAACAGUCAGAAUGGGAUGUACAAGGAUGAUAAAGACCGUCUCAUCGAGCAGCUAUCCAGAGACAUCAGGGCUCUGAAGGAGGAGCUGGAGACCUUCAAGGCUGAGAGUCACCGGCUGUGCCAGGCCCUGCGGGGGAGGAUCAGUGAGCUGGAGGCGGAGCUGGCAGAGCAGACGCACCUGAAGCAGCAGGCGCUGGACGAGGGGGAGUUCCUGCGAGCCGAGCUGGAGGACCUGCGCAGGAGGAGGGAGGACACGGAGAAAGCACAGCGCAGCCUCACCGAGGUCGAGAAGAAAGCCCAGGCCAACGAGCAGAGAUACACCAAACUGAAAGAGAAGUACACAGAGCUGGUGCAGAGCCACGCUGAGCUGCUGAGGAAGAAUGCAGAGGUGACCAGGCAGGUGACGGUGGCGCGAGCGGCGCAGGACGAGGUGGAGAGUGUCCGGAGGGAGAUGCAGGAGAAGCUGAAGGAGGCUCAGGAGGAGAGCCAGCACAGAGAGAAAGAGCAGAGUGAGAAGCUGCAGAUCCUGCAGAGAGAGCUGGCUGAGAGUCGAGAGCAGCUGGGCACACUGCGAGCCUCCAUCACCUCCUCACAGCAGAUGAGCACGGAUCUGAGCUCCAAGAUCGAGGCUCUGGAGCAGGACAAGGGCGGGCUGGCUGAGGCGGUGACGCAGAAGGAGGCGGAGCUCUCUGUGUUGGGGGCGGAGCUAGAGCAGCUGCAGAGCACCCUGUCGAGCGAGCGGGAGAGCGCAGUGAAAACAGCAGAGGCGCUGCAGAACCAGCUCAACGAGAAGGAGAGCCGUGAGCAGGCCCUGGAGAGGCAGCUGGCAGCAGAGAGGCUGGCCCUGCUCAGGAGCAGCGUGGAGGAGGGGGAGAGGAUCAUCCAGGACGCGCUGGCCCGGCUCGAGCACCCCGCUCACAUCGGCUGCACCAGCUCCGCAGAUUACCUGGUAUCCAGAAGCCAGGCUGCGCUGGAGUCCCUCAACAGGCUACAGGCGGGCCGGCAGCAGUACCUGAGCGACCCGACAGAUGUGAGUGAGCUGCUGCGGGCAGUCGCCCAAUUGGCCCACCUGGUGGGGGACACGAUCGUGCAGGGCAGCGCCACCUCCCACAUGGCCCCCCUGGAGCAGGCAGACAUGCUCUCCGAGGCUGUGAAGUCCUGUGGGGGGGACGCCCUGGCGUUCCUGCGGCUGCUGAAGGAGGAGGAGACCCUGGGCAGCGCUGACAGCACCGUGCUGAGGGAGGGCCUGGCCAGGAUCACCAGCAUUGGGGAGGAGCUGAGACCGAAGGGUCUGGACAUUAACCAGGGGGAGCUGGGAGACCUGGUGGAGCACGAGCUGGCAGCCACCUCGGCAGCAGUGGAGUCUGCAGCAGCCAGAAUUGAGGAAAUGCUGAGCCAGGCCCGAGCUGCGGACACCGGGAUCAAAAUGGAGGUCAAUGAGAGGAUCCUGGCCUCCUGCACUGACCUGAUGCAGGCGAUCAAGGUGCUGAUCCUGUCCUCCAAGGACCUCCAGCGUGACAUCGUGGAGAGCGGGAGGGGGGCAGCAUCGACUAAGGAGUUCUAUGCGAAGAAUUCCCGCUGGACAGAGGGCCUGAUCUCAGCCUCCAAGGCUGUGGGCUAUGGAGCCACGGUGAUGGUAGAUGCAGCAGACCUGGUCGUCCAGGGCAAGGGCAAGUUCGAGGAGCUGAUGGUGUGUUCUCACGAGAUCGCAGCCAGCACCGCGCAGCUAGUGGCCGCUUCCAAGGUGAAGGCCGACAAGGGCAGUGCCAACCUGGUCAGACUACAGCAGGCCUCCCGCGGGGUGAACCAGGCCACCGCCAGCGUCGUGGCUUCAACCAAGAAUGGCAAGGCCCAGAUCGAGGACACGGAGACCAUGGACUUCUCCAGCAUGACCCUCACUCAGAUUAAGAGGCAGGAGAUGGACUCCCAGGUGCGCGUGCUGGAGCUGGAGAACAACCUGCAGAAGGAGCGUCAGAAGCUGGGCGAGCUGAGGAAGAAGCACUACGAGCUGGCCGGAGUGGCAGAGGGCUGGGAGGAGGAGGAGGGGACAGGCGCUGGCUGCUGAGAUCCUAGCAGGAGACCUGUUUGCGUGGGUUGAUUCCAGCAACCUCCAGUUUUAUAGUUUUGUGUUUUUUUUUUUUUUUUUAAUUCAAAGCCAAAUAAACGGUGCUGUUCUCAACCAGACCUGCUUGUCCUCCCUCGCACACUCCAGCUUCAAAAACUUUUGGAACAAUAAGAUAUAUAUGAGUUUGAAAAAAAAAAAACCUCAAGGAACACUAUUUGAGACUUGUGUGUAGAUGAUGGGUCUGUCUCUGGCGCCACCCCCAGGACGGUUGGAGAACUACAGUACAGAUGAGCCUUCAGUUUUCAUUACGGAUGAGUUGUAUUUCAUCAGAUCACAAACCUGUAUGAUGACAACUUACCAACCAAGUUUCAGUUACAACCUGUCUACAAAGCAACCCGCGAAGACUGAUUCCGACGGGUCUUCACGGUUCAUAAAAGAAUGGAGCAGAUAAACUGCAAAUACCCCAAGCCUUCCUUCAACACAGACAUCUCCUCUGUCACCCAGUGUGAGCUGGGGUGGAGGCUACCUUACGAGGGGGAUAGAGGGUGAAUGAGGAUGGAUAAGGAGCCACAGCAGCGUGCUGUGGUUCAGACACUUCUUCUAGUUUGAUGAUUUGUGUUCCAUGUGGUGUUCUAAAGCUGCUCACAUUUCUUCUAGGGUUAAAUCAAUCAAUAAACAAAAUAAAACCGUGAUGCCAUCUCAACCUGAAUUAUGGAUUAUGCAACAAUACUUUUUAAAACUAGAACUCUUUCAGAACCUAGCAACUUUACAGAAAGACUACCCUUGCAUAACUCAGUUAAAUGGUUAUACUGAAAAUGAAAAGGUCACAUGGUAGAGAUCCAUUCCUGUAUAAUGGGUUACUGGUCUGCAGUGUAGAGUUCUCAUUCCUGUAUAAUGGGGUUACUGGUCUGCAGUGUAGAGUUUUCAUACCUGUAUAAUGGGGUUACUGGUCUGCAGUGUAGAGUUCUCAUUCCUGUAUAAUGGGUUACUGGUCUGCAGUGUAGAGUUCUCAUUCCUGUAUAAUGGGUCACUGGUCUGCAGUGUAGAGUUCUCAUUCCUGUAUAAUGGGGUUACUGGUCUGCAGUGUAGAGUUCUCAUUCCUGUAUAAUGGGUUACUGGUCUGCAGUGUAGAGUUCUCAUUCCUGUAUAAUGGGUCACUGGUCUGCAGUGUAGAGUUCUCAUUCCUGUAUAAUGGGUUACUGGUCUGCAGUGUUCAGAGGUGCUUCAACACUAAUAUGUUUUUACUGCAUGCCUCUCACAUCCAAGAGAUACAACAAGAUAAUUAAAUAUACAUAUUUACAAAUAUACAUAUUUUUAUCACUUAAAAUAAAUAGAGCAAACGUUUGCCUGAUUGAUGCACUACCUGUUACACUGCAUUUAGGAACCUGGCAGCCAGUGUGAUUGAACACAGUGCAUAAACCUGCACGAUUUCUUUAAAAUGUCUGCAACAAAAAAUAAACCACUUGCAUCAAAAAUCGAUAAUAUUUCUGUUAAAGAUUCCUCUAUCCAGCACAAGAGGACAUUUCUGUGAUUUUAUACUUUUUAUUUAUGUUUUUAUUUUGUUUGAUAAAUCACUGAAAGUGAAAAUAGAAUGUCUUUAAAAGGUGGACAUAAAAAACGAAAUAUUCUACCAUUUAACAUUUUAGUGUUUGAAACACCUGUUUUUAGACCAUGAAAUGCCAUGAAAUAACUCGUUUUUUACAGUAAGAUAAAUACAGCCCUGAAAUCUAAAGUGUAGUGCGAACACAAGUACCCUAACCACAGGAACCAAACUGAAACCAGGACCCAUACUCACAAAGCAUUUUCCACAAAACAAAACUGUGCUUUUAAAUGGCUUUCAUUAAGAAAUGGUGCAAAACUAGCACGAUGGUAAAUGCUUUGUUUCUUAUGUGUUUUUAAUAUUUGAAUUGGAGUGAGCUAAUACUGAUCUGAAGGCUUUUAGAAUCCAGCCCGAUUUUUAUUUUGUACAUGGAUUUAAAAAUGUGCUUUUGCGUGGUUUGCCUGGCAGGCAUCUGCUCCAUCGUCCUUCCAGGGAUCCGCCCUGUAAAACGGUGUUCCUCUCCCUGCACAUUUCAACGAAGCACAGCCACACAAGCUCUGCUCCGUAUUAUUUAUUAUAUUAUACUUUCCCUGUUUUAUUCAAUUGCACGCUGCAGUGUUUUGUGAUAGAAUUAAUAGCAGAGACAUUUAUUUUUUUGCGUGCUUUGGUUUGGCGGUUCUUCCCUGCGAGGUGGGGUUAUUAAUAAGCUGGAUGAAGUGCUGAACUUGGGCCUGUGUCACAGUAUGAAUUGGCUUUUUCAGGACCAAGCUUGACUCGAGUCUGAAAUGAGCGCAGACUGGCACAGCAACGCUGGCAAUGAAAACCAAGCUGUUGCACACGUGAACAAGAGACUCUGAUGUCACUUUCAGAACACUCAGUAGCUAUCUUUGUGUAUCUAGUUAUCAGUGAAGCUUCCAUUCUGACUGUUGAACAGCAAGAUUCACCCUAUAGUGCCUGUGGUACACAAUUGUGUACAUAUAUAUAUAUAUAUAUAUAUAUAUAUAUAUAUAUAUAUAUAUAUGGCUAACUGUAGGGGGCAGCACCAAGCCUUGGCUAGUGCGUGGCAGUUUGAUUGAUUGUUUUGCCUCCUCUGAACCACGUUGUGAGGGAGACAGGUUGGUCAGAUUUUCAACUUUUUAUAAAAAACACCUAAAUGAACAGCAGGUGAGUGUGCCAGAGUGGGGUGUGUAAGUACCAUGUUGUAAAAGCUAACUACAGUUUUCACAAUCUGUAAGAAAACUGUGUUCUGAACCCUACCUUUGUAAGAAACAAAAAGCACAUCAAUGAUGUAAUUCCUGCAAAUUGUAAUAAUAAAAGUGUCAGCGAGCAGCUGCUGUGAAAAUGA
Molecule: messenger RNA, 6367 nt
Organism: Acipenser ruthenus (sterlet)
Lineage: Eukaryota; Metazoa; Chordata; Actinopteri; Acipenseriformes; Acipenseridae
Product: huntingtin-interacting protein 1-like
Exons: 31
Coding region: 432-3482 (1016 amino acids)
Biological process (GO): actin filament organization; clathrin coat assembly; endocytosis
Cellular component (GO): clathrin-coated vesicle; actin cortical patch; presynapse
Molecular function (GO): clathrin-cargo adaptor activity; phosphatidylinositol-3,4-bisphosphate binding; actin filament binding
Source: RefSeq, a predicted model, not a curated record